AUGCAUUUUGUUAUCUCCGAUUACAAGGAAGUGAUGCAUGUUACUUUGUUAUGCUUUAUGGUGCCUUAUUUGUCUGUGGCAUGGGGAGCUUUGAUAAAAGCUACAUGGGGAUGGACUAUUCCCAUUUCUGUUUUGAGAGGUCAAAUACUAAGAGAUAUACCUAUAUCUCUCAGGUCACAUUCCGCUACCUUUACCAUUACUAACAACUGUCCAUAUGUAAUAUGGCCGGCGCUUCUAACUAGCUCGGGACCUAUAGCUUCGACAACCGGCUUCGAGCUUCCGUCUCAAUCAACGUCAACCAUCGUUGCCCCGGCUCCAUGGUCGGGCCGUAUGUGGGCACGUUCAUAUUGUUCUGGUGGAAACGACUCCUUUAACUGCCAAACUGGAAAUUGUGGAUCGAAACAAAUACCAUGCAAUGGUUUAGGCGGGGAGCCACCAGCGAGCCUGAUUGAGUUCACACUCGCUGGGGGUGGAAAUUUGGACUUUUAUGAUGUUAGCUUGGUGGACGGGUUCAACCUUCCAGUGACAGUUACAGCUCGGGAUGGUUGCCCGUCCACGAGCUGCCCGGUUGACUUAAAUGCCUCGUGUCCCGAUGAGCUUGCGUUAAAGGACCCUUCUGGAGGAAAGGUCGGGUGCAAGAGUGCUUGUAUGGUUUAUGGUACCCCUGAAUAUUGUUGCAAUGGAGACCAUGCAACCCCUUCUACAUGUGGUCCAUCUAAGUAUUCAGAGUUUUUCAAGAACAAGUGCCCACAAGCUUAUAGUUAUGCGUACGAUGAUAAGACUAGCACAUUUACAUGUCCAACUGGGGGUGACUAUCGUAUUACGUUUUGCCCUUGA
Messenger RNA from Impatiens glandulifera, 837 nucleotides. RefSeq names its product thaumatin-like protein 1b. NCBI's taxonomy places the organism in Eukaryota, Viridiplantae, Streptophyta, Magnoliopsida, Ericales, Balsaminaceae. The coding region runs from base 1 to 837 and encodes 278 amino acids. Gene Ontology annotation, cellular component: extracellular region. The record is from RefSeq and is a predicted model, not a curated record. The transcript is spliced from 2 exons. Gene Ontology annotation, biological process: defense response.